Messenger RNA from Thalassophryne amazonica, 697 nucleotides. RefSeq names its product adenylate cyclase type 9-like. The transcript has 4 exons. The record is from RefSeq and is a predicted model, not a curated record. Gene Ontology annotation, biological process: adenylate cyclase-activating G protein-coupled receptor signaling pathway. NCBI's taxonomy places the organism in Eukaryota, Metazoa, Chordata, Actinopteri, Batrachoidiformes, Batrachoididae. Gene Ontology annotation, molecular function: adenylate cyclase activity. The coding region runs from base 269 to 697 and encodes 142 amino acids.
UUUCUUCGACCACUCGUCACCCAGCAUAGUUUAUCCACUCCGUGCUCAUUGUGACUGCUGUCGCCGCCCUGCUGGAGGCUCUGGCACUGCUGUUUGCAAUACGUAUGGCAUUCUACCUGGACUCUGCGCUGGGUUGCACUCGGGUGCUGAUGAGAGUCAUCUCUGCCUGGGUACCACGUCACUUUAUAGGAGCUAUCCUGGUGUCUCUGCCUGCUGUGACUACUUUCUCCCUCUCACCUGUGAUGUGCAGCUCUCCAUACAGUUCACCAUGUUCCUCUGCUGUGCCGUCAUCAUAGCUAUCAUUCAGUAUUGCAACUUCUGCCAGCUGAGCUACUGGAUGCGAUCAACUCUUGCGACUUUGGUGGGACUGACCCUGCUGGCUUUGCUCUUUAGCUCCCCCUGCAGGUCCCAUGACCAGAACCGUAUUGGUAACAACUCCAUCAGCAUGUCCAGCAAUCUGUCAGAUACAGGUCCACAGACCCACACCAUGAUCUUCUGGGGCCUGAGGUCUGUGUGGCCUUUUUCCUGCUUCCUCCUCCUGGUCUGGUUCCUGAACCGUGAAUUUGAGGUCAGUUAUCGUCUACAUUAUCAUGGCAACGUGGAGGCUGAUCAACAUCGUAUCAAAAUCCAAAACAUGAGGACCAGGCGGAUUGGCUGCUUCGUAACAUCAUUCCCAUCCACGUGGCCGAGCAACUGA